UAUUCACUGUGGCUUUCUCUCUCUAUAGUAGUCUCUCCCUCUCCAACCAAAAUACGAGAGAACCAAUCGUCUUUUAAUUUUUUUUCUCUAGAGCCUCAUUUUUGCUUCAUUGACCUCUCUUUUUUUUGAAAAUCCAAAAACUCAUCCAUUUCUCUCUCUCUCUCUACAUUACCCGAAUCUAUCUCUCUAUCUCUUUGGAUACCCUCUUCCACUAAUCGUUGCCAGUUUAAUCGGAGCUUUAGAUAUCUCAUCAAGGAAGGAGAGGCUUAAGGGGGAUUUCCUUUUUCUUCUUUUUUUGCUUUGCUUGGUUUCAAUCAAUUCGAUCCAUUUUAUUCUUUCCCCCAAUCUUGGAAUCUCCGAUUCGACUACAGCUUCUUCGCCGUCACAUCGAUCGGAGACGUGCUUUUUUUUUCAACGGCCAAUUGGAAAAAAAAAAAAAAAAAUCAAAUUCAUUAAACUUAGAUUAGAUAGAUAGAUUUAGAUAGACCUCAGGUCAAAUCAAAUCCAACUACGACGAGUACUGGCGGCAAGGACGGACUGUGUGUUAGCUGUUUAAAAUCCGAUCGAACGAAGGAACGAUCGAAGUCGGAGAUGUUGGGCGCUGGAUUUCAGUUGACGCGUGGUCGACACGGCGAGGAUCCAUUCUACUGUUCCGCAAAAGCUCGCAGGGCCAAUCAUCAGCGCAUCGACGACGACGUCUCUAAUGUCCCACAAUCUGCUCCUUCCAAGGAUUACCUCAGCGAUUCUAAACAUUUACUCCCGUCCUCCGCUACUUCUUCGUCUUCUCGUAGUAAUCUUCAACGGUUUUUAGACUCCGUCACACCAUCCGUUCCCGCCCAGUAUCUCUCUAAGACAUCGCUACUUGAAAGAAGAGCCGAUGAUGCUGCUGCUGCUGCUGUGCCUUACUUUGUGCUUGGAGAUAUUUGGGAAUCAUUUGCUGAGUGGAGUGCUUACGGCACCGGAGUGCCUCUUGUUUUGAAUAACAACAACAACAAGGAGGAUCGUGUUAUCCAAUACUAUGUCCCUUCUUUGUCAGCCAUUCAAGUCUAUGCUCAUUCUCAUCAUCAUCCCUUUAAUUCCUCUCUUCAACCAAGGCGUCCAGGUGAUAGUAGCGAUAGCGAUUUCCGGGAUUCUAGUAGCGAUGUCAGCAGCGAUAGUGAUUCUGAACGUCUUUCUGCUAGUCUGCACCAUAUCUCAUUGACAGAUCAACUUCACGACGAAGAUUCAUCCAGUGAUGACGGCGAACCUUUAUGCUCUCAGGGUCGUUUGAUGAUCUUUGAGUAUCUUGAAAGAGACCUUCCUUACAUCCGCGAACCUUUGGCUGAUAAGGUUUUUGACCUCGCAGCCCAGUUUCCCGAGCUGAAGACGUUGAAAAGCUGUGACUUACUUCCGUCAAGCUGGUUCUCUGUGGCAUGGUACCCAAUUUACAGAAUACCCACAGGACCAACACUCAAGGACCUGGAUGCUUGUUUCUUGACGUAUCAUUCCCUACACACACCGUCUAGAGGUGAAGAUAGUGCACAACCAAGGGAGAGUGAGAAGAUGUCAUUGCCUGUAUUUGGGCUUGCUUCAUACAAGUUAAGAGGUUCUUUGUGGACGCCCGAUGGGGGUUCAGAGCACCAGCUCGUGAACUCUCUGUUCCAAGCGGCUGACAAGUGGCUGCGUUCUUAUCAUGUCAGCCACCCUGAUUUCCUCUUCUUCUGCCGCCGUUGAGUAGGAUUAUAAAAAGGAAGUUUCGAUAAGAAAAAGUGCGAAAAGAUACGAGCUUGUGAAGCACUUUGAGUGAGUUUUAACAAUAAACUCAAAAACUGUUGAUAUGAGUUUUAAAAGAAGUUGCUUCGUUUUUUUUUUUUUUAAUUUAAAUCUGUAAGUUAUAGAUAAACGAAAUUUGUUUGGUCAGAUCAGAUGAUGUAUGUAAACCCUGGGCUAACCGUUUUGUUGUAUACACCAAUUUCAUUGUUGUCUGCAAUAGAAACUUUUGGAGUACUACAA
This is a messenger RNA of Camelina sativa (false flax), 1992 nucleotides long. RefSeq lists its product as uncharacterized. NCBI's taxonomy places the organism in Eukaryota, Viridiplantae, Streptophyta, Magnoliopsida, Brassicales, Brassicaceae. The record is from RefSeq and is a predicted model, not a curated record.